Apis mellifera (honey bee) is the source of this 4167-nucleotide messenger RNA. Its product is annotated as TWiK family of potassium channels protein 18. The record is from RefSeq and is a predicted model, not a curated record. The transcript is spliced from 9 exons. Gene Ontology annotation, cellular component: membrane. NCBI's taxonomy places the organism in Eukaryota, Metazoa, Arthropoda, Insecta, Hymenoptera, Apidae. Gene Ontology annotation, molecular function: potassium ion leak channel activity. The coding region runs from base 1942 to 3513 and encodes 523 amino acids. Gene Ontology annotation, biological process: potassium ion transmembrane transport; stabilization of membrane potential.
UCUCGCUUAGUCAGUUGGCGUCGCGACGCCGUCGCCAGAGGUAUUCGAGGAUCACACACGAUACAAUUGCCGGGGUAUUAUCUCUGUUUCUGACAUAAACGGAGAUAAUUAUUCAAAGAGACGUUCAGUGUACGCGAACGGUGAACAUCACAAUUCAAUUUUCACCUUUGUUCCAGCUUCGAGAAGCUGUUUCUUCGAGGAGGAAGGAGCAGAUUUUCAUAAAGUGAAAAGUAUAUUAUUAACGAAUUAAUCAUUAAAUGAAAAACGAGAUUAAGACUGCGUGUCAAAUGUGAGGAUUCUAGCAGGAUCUCGCAGGAUCACAUCUUUCGAAAUCACGUUAUGUAUAUCGUGUCGAUGUAGAGUGCAUUAUCGAUGAGCCACGAGCUUUUCAACUUUGUCCCAAUCGUUCCCAGGAGGAGGGUUUAAUUCAAUUCACCAUCCGGUGUUAAGGAUCGUUCGUUCUCGAUACAAAUGACGCGCAUCAAGAUAACAAAGGGCACGACCGAUGUGUUCUCAAUCAGAGUCAAAUGACGAACGAGCCUCGUGAUUCCUUCGAUCAGCAAGAAACGAAGGAAUAAGAACAGACAGAAGGGAUUCUUUUUGUUGAAGAGUAUCCUGCCGGAGGAGAAGAGUGGAAAGGGAUCAGCAAUCAGACUUAUCAGACUUAUAUUAGCAUUUCAUCGAAUAAUAAUAAUAAUUAUAAUAAUAAUCUGUGAGAUUUGUCAAGUUUGAUCGUUGCACAAUUUGUACAAUUUGUACUGUCAAAUAUACAUGUAUCGUUUGGUGAUAUUUGUUGUGAGUAGAUGUUUGGAAAACUCUAGUAUGUAUAAACCCAAGCUAAGUUUAAUGAUCAUUUAAUUAGAGAAGUGUUUAAUUAAGGAGAAGUAUCUACAAAAAAACGGUGAAUUCGAGGUUUCUCCAAGAGAGUUUUAAAAGGAUACAAAUUUGCUAAAUCAACCCUUAAAUCAAAAAUAUUCGAGUGCCUAAAUUUGUCGGGACGUUCGCGGACAGUUAAUCUAUUUAUUUCUAAGAUGCAUCCAGGGUCGUUGACCUAUGGUAUGUCGCUCGAAUAAUUUUAGGCAGUCACGAAUUUGGAAAUUAACUGUGCCAUUGAGCUCGAAAUUAAAAAGGAGCAUGGUCAAGAUCAAUGAAUGAACUAUCCACACGUGUCUGUUCUUUUUAAUCACGAAUGAUUUACGUACGAUGAUAUGUUUUCAACGUUUAUUCUGUUCUCUUAUUUCAUAAGUAUUUACAAGAUAUUAAAAUGAAGAAGAAAAAUUGAAUUAUUAAAACUAUAUAAUUUUUUUUAAAAUUAAUAGCAUAUUGAUCAAGGACGUUUUAGAUUAUCACACGGUGGUUUCAAGUUAAAAGAUAUUCCACCAGAAAGGUUCAAGCAUCUUGGAAUAUACUCGAUUUGCGAAACAUAUUCGAUUAUUCGACGACCCGAUUUCUGUGGUAAAUUCCGCGUGGAAUUUUGAUUAAGACUUGCCAACCGAAUUCGCCAUCAUGAUUUAUUUAUACGCAUGUUCUCAAAUGAAAUAAUAUUGGAUUCGAAGAAAGUCGCCUUUGCCGAAGAUUCUCUAUCAAUUUCCAACGCCGUUUCCAAAGCAUAAAAUAUCAUACGUGAUGUAUUUUGUAAUAAAUGUAUACGUGAUUUAAUAAUCCAGCCAAUCUUCUACUAGAAUACUUUCCUUAAGGUAAAGAUAAAGCUAGUGUUAAUUGAAAAACUCAAAGGAACAUUAUACUAUUAAGAAGAAACAAUGGAGAAAAGAAAGAUGAUUCUCUGAUUGUUGUUUCAAGUGAGAAAUCUUUUGAUUAAAAAUAUUCUAAAUUAUAUUAGAGACUGUAUUGAGAUCGAGGUCAAUCGUGAUUAAAUUUAAUAUUAUACCAUAAAAGGAUUGUUGUUUUUCUUUAUCGGCGAAAAUAUAUAUCUUUGCGGAAAUGUCAAGUUCGCCAGAUGGGCGGAAGGCCCCUCCUCCGAGGCUGAAGAUUCAACUUCCUUUACCAGGGCAGUAUUAUCCGCAGACUGGUAUGGGAUACGUUUCAACCCCGUAUGGUCAAACUCCUAUGCCGAUGACACCGGUUUCCGGUCAACCGCAGAUGCUUUACGCGAACAAAGCCAGCGAGUUUGUAUUUAGCCAGUUCAAAGGUAUCAAGGAUCUGACCAAAUCCGGAUUGAGCGUCGGCGAGAAGAGCGCGUUUUGGCUUUACGAGAAGGUCAGUUCCUGGAGCAAACGAUGGUUCACGCACAUUUUCUUAUUUGUUAUCGUGCUUUUGUACAGUAUUGGAGGCGCGAUGAUAUUUGUCACGAUCGAGGGAACCAACGAAGAAGUGGCGCAUGGUAACAUUCGAAAAGAAAGGGACAAAACAUUGACCACGAUUAGGGAGCUGUGCAACGAUCAGGUAUUGGCUACGAAUUCGGAUCUUUGGAAUGGACGAGCGAGGAAUGAAUUGAUGAAAUACGAGGAACAUUUGUACGAUUAUUUCAAGCGUGGGUUGUCGGAUCAUGAGCAGAAAGUGUGGACCUUUUGGAACGCUGUGUUUUACUGUGGUACCAUUUAUACCACCAUAGGAUACGGCCACAUUUCACCCAGUACCAACACCGGAAGAGCAAUCACAAUAGUUUACGCUAUCUUCGGGAUCCCUAUGUUUCUGAUAAUACUGGCUGAUUUUGGCAAAUUAUUCACACGUGGUAUCAAGUUCCUUUGGGCGUUCGUCAGGAGGCUCUACUAUACCGGAAGUUGCCGGAAAGUUCGUCGAACUGUACCUGUCCAAGAGGUAAUGAAAGGCGUGCAAUUGGUGUACGAUCUAGCAACGUUUAAGAGGCCCUCGCAGAUCAAUCCGGAGGAUAUUGAAGAAAUGCAGAAACAGGCACAACAAUCUCAAACUGUUCUCAAUUUGGAUGGAAACGUGCCUGACACACCUGAAACACCAGCGAUGUCAGCGUUCGCUGUCGACGACGAGUUCAAUUUACCGAUCUCUGUUGCCAUCUUUAUCCUUGUCGUUUACAUCUUCAUCGGCGCGGCUAUAUUCUGGUGGUCGGAAGAAUGGGGCUUCUUCGAGAGCUUCUAUUUUGUCUUCAUCUCCAUGAGUACUAUAGGUUUCGGCGAUUACGUGCCACAGAUGGUAAGCUUUGAAAAUCAAAAAGGUCAUCAUCAACAAAUAGACAAACUAACAAAAAAAGAUACAUAUAAUACGAAAAAUCGUACAACAUCGUAUAUACAUUAUUCUCAUCCCGUAUACAUGAUGGGUUCGAUAAUAUACCUGGUGUUCGGCCUGGCCCUCACAUCUAUGUGCAUCAAUGUUGUGCAGGUGAUGUUAUCAGAUUCAUUCAGGCAUGCAAGUCAGAAGAUUGGCGCGACGAUUGGCUUUGAAGUCGCUGAAGAGGAUCGAUCAGUGAAUCCAGUGAUUCCUCCACCUGUUGAAAUAGCUGAUGUUCAUGUUUCUGUCAAAGAGUCGGAUAGCGGCGAGAGGAUCGCACCCAAAGCCAAACAAGAGGACAUGGAUUUAUAGAAAUUUUCUAAAAAAAAAUUUUUAAAAUUGAAAAAAAAUAACAAAAGAAUAUUCGAAUCAUCCAAUCGAUUGCUGCGUUCGCACAACAAGCACCAAUGACACGCGCGCAUUUCCGCUUUAAAGCCAUGUUUGUUCGCUCGCUUAAACGAACAAUGUUCAAUGACGAAUUAAAAUAAUGGAAAUAAAGAUACACACACAAUUAUAUAUAUAAAUAUAUAUAAUUCACUUUGAGAUUGGUGCUCGAUCCAAUAGCUGUUCACAUGUGUAUAUGAACAGUGUUAUAUAUACAUAUAUAUAUAUAUAUAUAACGGCCAAUCGACACUUCUAACCUCUUUAUGGGACACGGGCUGUUAAAACAUAUGAUCUACCAAUUACUGCACUCUAGUCAUAACAAAAAAUACACGUAAUUAUGAAUUUCUUUACGUUUGGUAUGAAACUAUCUUUGAAGCAUUUUUUGAUAACUGAAAUUAUAUUAUUAAUAUAUUAGUUUCGAUCAAUUUACGAAUCGAUACGAAAUUCGAGUUUAUUUUUAGAUUUUUCUAAUUGGAAAAUUAAAGUUAAGAUAAGUAAGUUCCGUGUCGUGCAAUCAUUGAAAGAAUUCCAAUGCAUGGUAAAAAUAUUAAGAGAGCAAAGAUAUUUUUUAAUUCUUAAAAA